This is a messenger RNA of Hirsutella rhossiliensis, 519 nucleotides long. RefSeq lists its product as uncharacterized. The transcript is spliced from 2 exons. The record is from RefSeq and is a predicted model, not a curated record. The coding region runs from base 1 to 519 and encodes 172 amino acids. Lineage: Eukaryota; Fungi; Ascomycota; Sordariomycetes; Hypocreales; Ophiocordycipitaceae.
AUGAAGGUCACCGUUUCCAUCGCCCUUUUCCUCGCCGCUCUGGCCCAAGCUGCCGAGAUGGCUCCUCAAGACGCUCAGGCUGCCCAGGUUAUUCAGGCUCCUCAGGGGGCCGGCCGGAUGGCCGAGGGCGAUUUCAAGAUCCCCGACAAUAUCAAGGCGCUCGGCAAGGACCUCGCCCGCUUCGGCGGCUGCUUCCUCCAGCGCUUCUGGAACGACGCCAAGCACAUCAAUUGCGGCCAGUGCAAGAAGGGCGGCGACUACCACGAGAGCAACCUUGUCUCGUGCAUCUGCAACAACCAGGACAAGGUCAGCCACAAGAUCCGCCGCAGCUUCAACGUCUGCGUCGAUCAAAAGGCUCCCUUCAGCAAGAUCAUCAAGGAGGUCGGAGCCGACGUCGGUGGCCUAGGAAUCAGCGCUCUCUGCGGCGCCUACCACGGCGGCCAGCACCACGGCUCCCACGGCGAGCAUCACCACCCUGCGCCUCGCCCCGAGCCCUUUGGCCCUGAGUACCACGGUUAA